GCAGGAUGCUGAGACUGGUGUGAAUGGAGUUGCUGUCUCUGAAUGGUGAUGGAGAGGAAUUAACGGUAGAAAAUGAUGCAAUGAGCCACCUAUGUGUGUUGCAGAGAGAGGGUACACUGUGAUCGUUGCAGCGCGCCCCUGGUAAGGACCCUGUGGCGUGCGUCCGGCCAGCCCAGGCCACACCUUCCUCACCCAGGACAUGUACGGCAGUGCCCGAGCGGUUGGCCACAUCGAGAGCAGCCCUGCACGGUCCCCACGACUGCCUAGGUCCCCCAGGCUGGGCCACCGGAGGGCCAGUAGUGGGGGCGGGGGCAGUGGAGGGGGCAAGACGCUCUCUAUGGAGAACAUCCAGUCGCUGAACGCUGCCUACGCCACGUCCGGGCCCAUGUAUCUGAGCGACCACGAGGGAGUGGGCUCCACCGCCACCUACCCCAAGGGUACCAUGACACUGGGGCGUGCCUCCAACCGGGCCAUGUACGGGGGCCGUGUCACGGCCAUGGGCAGCAGCCCCAACAUCGCCACAGUGGGGCUGGGCCACCACGCUGACCUGCUGUCCUACAGCGACCUAGGCUCCCUGUCCAUGCUGCACCACCACCACCCCCACCAGGGGGUGCCUUCAGCCCUGCUGCGGCAGGCGGUGCGGGGUAGUGGGGGGGAGCUGCUGGAGAUGCAGGCCACACUCCGGGACAUGCAGCGGGAGAACGACCUGCUGAGGAGAGAGCUGGACCUGAAGGACAGCAAGCUGGGCUCGUCCACCAACAGCAUCAAGAGCUUCUGGAGCCCCGAGCUGAAGAAGGAGAGGAUGAUACGUAAGGAGGAGGCGGCGCGCACCUCCGUCCUCAAGGAGCAGAUGAGGGUGACUCACGAGGAGAACCAG
Molecule: messenger RNA, 877 nt
Organism: Coregonus clupeaformis (lake whitefish)
Lineage: Eukaryota; Metazoa; Chordata; Actinopteri; Salmoniformes; Salmonidae
Product: ERC protein 2-like
Exons: 2
Biological process (GO): regulation of synaptic plasticity; neuromuscular synaptic transmission; maintenance of presynaptic active zone structure
Cellular component (GO): cytoskeleton of presynaptic active zone
Molecular function (GO): structural constituent of presynaptic active zone
Source: RefSeq, a predicted model, not a curated record